AUGAGCCGGAAAAAUCAACUAUUUUAUCAUUCUUCAGAAGCUGUUGAACUGGCAGAUUACAUGGAUGAAGACGCAGAGAAGUGUGACGAUGUAGAUAGGCUGAGCGAUUUGCCAGAUAACUUGCUCUGUCAUGUUCUCUUGAAGAUUCCCACAAAAGAUGUGGUUAAGAGCAGCGUGUUAUCAAAAAGAUGGAGAAAUCUCUGGAGAGAUGUGCCUGGUUUGGACCUGGGGUAUGGAGAUUUCCCGGAGUACAACGAAUUCGUGAGCUUCGUGGACAGAUUUCUGGGUUUCCACAGCGAAUCACGCCUGCAAAAUUUUAUUUUAGACGACCGAUGUUUAGACCUAGAUUACGAAUGGGAAUAUGAUGAGCCUCAUGGCGCUAAUGUCAAUCGGUGGAUCAACGCUGUUGUUAAACGGAAAGUUCAACAUCUCCAUGUUCUCGAGAGUAAAUGGGAGGUGGACGAGGAAGUGGAGAUACCUGCAGCAGUGUACACCUGCGAGAGCUUGGUAACGUUAAAGCUCCGUGACGCAUUCUUGCCUGAUCCCGAGUCCGUUUCUUUACCUUGUGUCAAAGUUAUCCAUCUGGAUGAGGUUAAGUUUGCCAACGAUCAGGCUUUGGAGAGGCUCAUCUCAGGCUGCUCGGUUCUUGAAAUCUUGACUGUAAACGGGGAUGACCACGACUGUGUAAAGGUUUUACGUGUGUGCUCUAAGUCUCUGUUGAGCUUCACUCAUGUCGGUCAGUGUGAGGAGAAUAUUGAUGAAGAAGAUCUAGUAGUUGCAGUUGAUGCUCCCAGGCUUGAGUAUAUGUGGCUCAGUGAUUUUGGAACUGAUAGUUUCAUAAUGAGUAAUCUGGGUGCCCUUGUGAAGCUGCAUAUGGAUGUUAGGUUUAACCUGUCUUAUCAAAAGAGGUUGGAUCCGAAUGAUGUGCAAAAGAGGAAUAUGAUUCGUAAGUUUCUCGUCGGGAUCUCUAGUGUCAGAGACAUGGACAUCGCUUCGGAUACUUUGGAGAUCAUCUAUGACUUGUCAAGAUGUGAACGAGUACCUUUGUUACGCAACUUAUCUUCCUUGAGUGCUCAAUUCUCCGACUACAGGUGGGAAAUGUUGCCAGUGUUUCUUGAGAGCUGCCCGAAUCUAAAACAUCUCUCCUUGGGUUUUAGUACAACUCCAGGGGAGCAGCCAGUUAGUAUUAUGCCAGGACCUCAUGGCUUCCUACCAACUCUCGAGUAUGUUGAGAUAGGAAAGCCAAUGGGAGAUGAAGAGGCGGAGACGAAACUAGUCAGUUACUUUCUGGAGAAGUCAACAGUCCUCAAGAAACUAACUCUGUUCUUAGAUCCUGACAGAAAGAAGGAAGCACCUGUCAUCCUCAAGAAGCUUCUUACAAUCCCAAGACUCUCUACCUCAUGCCAAGUUGUCGUUGCUGAUCCUCUUAGUUUCUGGGGUCCUUAG
Messenger RNA from Microthlaspi erraticum, 1446 nucleotides. Lineage: Eukaryota; Viridiplantae; Streptophyta; Magnoliopsida; Brassicales; Brassicaceae. The record is from the annotation of a GenBank genome assembly.